Nicrophorus vespilloides is the source of this 2583-nucleotide messenger RNA. It is a transcript of the gene mAChR-B, whose product is annotated as probable muscarinic acetylcholine receptor gar-2. Gene Ontology annotation, cellular component: synapse; plasma membrane; dendrite. Gene Ontology annotation, molecular function: G protein-coupled serotonin receptor activity; G protein-coupled acetylcholine receptor activity. NCBI's taxonomy places the organism in Eukaryota, Metazoa, Arthropoda, Insecta, Coleoptera, Silphidae. Gene Ontology annotation, biological process: G protein-coupled receptor signaling pathway, coupled to cyclic nucleotide second messenger; chemical synaptic transmission; adenylate cyclase-inhibiting G protein-coupled acetylcholine receptor signaling pathway. The record is from RefSeq and is a predicted model, not a curated record.
GAGACAACAGAAGCAAAGGGAGCGCAUAUGUAAAACGGUUUACAACAAGCUCUUUGAGAGCUACACGAGCUGCAUUCAGGCGUUCAACGCGACCGCAUACUACGAAUCCCUGGACUUGGACCCAUUGGACCUGUUCGUGGAUGGGGUGAAUGCAUCGAGCGGCGAAAGGAACGACAGCUGGGCGGACGGAGGAAACGGGACACUUGGAGGCAGAGACGAGGUCACUUUACAGCCCGUCCUGCCGCCCUUCGAACAAUGGCAAACCAUCCUGAUCGCCAUCUGUCUUGGCCUCUGCAUCGUCCUCACCGUUGGUGGCAACAUCCUCGUGCUCUUAGCCUUUCUCGUCGACCGCAACAUCCGUCAACCCAGCAACUACUUUAUCGCUUCUCUGGCGGCCACGGACAUGCUAAUUGGUACGGUUUCGAUGCCCUUUUACACGGUGUACGUGUUGAUGGGCUAUUGGAAUUUGGGUCCGCUCUUGUGCGAUCUGUGGCUCUCAGUGGAUUACACCGUCUGUCUGGUGUCUCAAUACACGGUGCUCUUAAUAACGAUCGAUCGAUUCUGCUCGGUGAAAAUAGCCGCAAAGUACAGGAGCUGGAGAACGAAAAAUAGAGUUGUUUGGAUGGUAACGAUCACUUGGAUCAUCCCGACUCUGCUCUUUUUCAUCAGCAUCUUCGGAUGGGAGCACUUCAUCGGUUACAGGGAUUUGCUGCCGGGAGAAUGUGCCGUGCAGUUCCUGAAAGAUCCGAUCUUUAAUACGGCCUUGAUUAUCGGAUACUACUGGACAACGUUGAUCGUUCUGUUUAUCUUGUAUGGAGGGAUUUACAAGACUGCAUACGAGAUGCAAAAGAAGAGCGAGGCCAAGCAGAGAAAAAUGCAAUCCAUGGUUGCGUUGAGUGCUGGAGCUAUGUCUGGGAUGGCCGGAAGAGCCGCCGGGAUUGGACUGUCCAAGACGCAGAGCACUCUUCUGAGCCAGGAUAAGCCUAAUGUCGUUCCGAGCAAUCCGCCGCAGAAUCUGGGCGCAAAGGAGAACGUGCCAGACUCGAAUUCCAGCCAGAAAACUGGAAGCUCUACGACGAAGCAGAGCGUGGUGACCGUCAGCACUACGGUAGAAGGCGAGAAGACUUUGAAUCUUCCGAACAAUCAGAACGAGAACGACAAGUCUGAGAGGAGCAGCAGCCCUGCCUUCGAUUCGGACGAGGAUAGCACGACGACGCAGCAGAACCAGCAGCAACGGAAGAGGUCUUCUAUUGUGGGCAUCGUCGUGCAGAUUGGGACGGCUCAGCUGUUCAAAGAUCAGCAGCAGCAGCAGCGCAGCAACGGGGAAGUUCCUAGCGGUGAUCCGUUGGAGGUGCCGCUGCCUCUGAUCGCGGAGCAGCGCAGCGAAGCAUCCGGAUCCGGUGUGGUAUGUAUGGGCAUGGAUCCCCCGAGUACCAAGUCAUCACCGUCAUUCUCGCAAAAAUCGCAAAACAUCAUCCCCCCGCCGAGCCAGUUCUGUUGUUCCGAGUCGAGCCCACCACCACCAACCCCAAAAAGUAGACCCAAAAGCCUGCAAGUGAUCUCCCAUCAAACGUACGACGUCCUUCUGGGCCUCGACGGCGCCGACCUCCGAUACAUGGACGAGAGUUCCGUAGUUGUACCAUCCCCCGUAUGCGAAACCCCGCCUCAGCCCAACUCCCCAACAACUAACAAUUCUUUACUGCAGAGCGCUCUUCUAAAGCAAGCAGUUAAGCAGCAGAAGAUGGCCGAAACGGCGGUCACUCUCACCGUCUGCGAGAAACCCGUCACGUCGGUGGUCAGCGAGACCGAUGCGGACGGAGACGGCAGCGAGCCGAGCACUCCCCAAGGAGGCGGCACCUCGGCAAUCAGCCAGACAGAGACCGAAGAUGCGGCCAGCAAACGCGACUUCGUCAAGAGCAUCGGCAAGAAGCUCAAGAAGAAGAAACCGUUGGCCGGACCGGGCGGACCCUUCGGUCAGUUCGGACGUCAGAAGAGCAAAUCCGAGAACCGAGCCCGCAAAGCAUUCCGCACGAUCUCCUUCAUCCUGGGCGCCUUCGUCUGCUGCUGGACACCGUACCACGUGCUCGCACUCGUCGAGGGUUUUUGCUCCACGCCACCGUGCACCAACGGACACCUCUUCAUGUUCUGCUACUUCCUCUGCUACGCCAACAGCCCUCUCAACCCCUUCUGCUACGCCCUGGCAAAUCAGCAAUUCAAAAAGACUUUCACGCGCAUCCUCAAGGGAGACUUUCACAUCACGUAAACAAUUCCAAAAAUCAUCCACCAACAACAGCAAAAAAGAAACAACAAUAAAAAAAAAACAAGCAAAACUGAAAACACCAAUCAACGGCGAUAAGUAAAACGUAAUUUAGAGAAACCGCGUGUUUCGGGGAAGCCUUGUUAUAUAAGUAACUUCGUGUUCAAAAGUUUAGUUCGUAAACAAAAAAAAAAAGUAAGAAAUUUAACAAGUAUAAAAGAAAAGAAAAUCAAUAACAAAAAUGGACAAUAAUUAGCUUAACUCGGCUUUCUCCUUUUUACUUUCCAAUAUUAAUAAUAAGUAAAUUUAAAAAAAAUAAUAAUGGG